Molecule: messenger RNA, 1350 nt
Organism: Agelaius phoeniceus (red-winged blackbird)
Lineage: Eukaryota; Metazoa; Chordata; Aves; Passeriformes; Icteridae
Source: RefSeq, a predicted model, not a curated record
AUGUCGCGGAAAAGGCGGCGAGCAUUUAACGUAGAUAUUGCUAGCCAGGUUGCUCCCCAAAACCUCAAGCGUUACGUAACAGACGCGGAAGACUACUGGAGGAUAAAUGAGCAGGGAAGAGGAUGCCGUGCUGUUGUUCCUGAGCAGGUGAUGAGGAGUAGUUUGCACGGAGUGAUGACUGUGCAACUAUUAAUAUUGAAAGUAAGGGCAGCAGCUGCACACUCUGCAUCAGAUGGAUACAUGAGUCCUCCAGCAGGAAGUGAGCACAGCCAUCAAAACAAGCUGUUGGUGGUGUCUGAUGUUGUAUUUCAAGAGAGGCUUCUUCUGAGGAGCAAUGAAUUGCUGCUCUGUGCAACACACAGAUAUUGCCUUUUUGCUGUUCUGAGUCACAGUGUUUCAUUUCCAUUUGUUUUCUAUGUUAAUUUGCGAGCACAAAAACCUCUUUGGAGGCUGAACUUCUCAGCGAGCUUGAUUUUAGCAGAAGCCUGUAAAGCAUUUAUUGACGACAAGGUGUCCUUCUGAAGGAAAAUGCCACUCAGAGAACCCAACUGCACAGAGUAUGUCACACAGAGCCACCACAUCACCUGCGCCCUUGCAGCCGAAGAGGCCGUGCACCUUUCCUACCUCAUGACAUUGCAAAAAGAGUUUGAGACCUUCGAGCUUUUCUUCAGGGAGCUGUUCAUGCUCCAGAAUGACUACUGUGUUCAUGUGGAUGUCCUCAAGGAGCCAUUUCCCUUCCAGCAGGCAGUGCUAUUUCUCGGCGCCUCCCUCAUUUCCUGGGCAAAGAGGGUGGUCUAGGGCAGCACCUCCCACCCGUGGGCUGACCUCCACUGCAUGAGAGACCUGCUUGCCUUGGCCGUGCCCUGGUGCUACCUAAUCAACACCUGUGGUCAGGACCUCUCCUUGAAGCACAACAGGGAGAUCGUCCAGCUGCUGAAAGGCCCUGGGGGCAAGGACAUCACACCCAGGGUGCUGCCACCUCCCCACGUCACCAUCUGCACCAAAUAUGUGCACAGGGAGCAAUUUUACUCUUCCUUUUCUUUCAUGCUGUGGACAUUUUUGUGCAGAUGUCCUCUGACCACCUGUUUUGGCUCUGUGUCCAUGGCCAUCACCUGGCUUUUUGUGGGGUUCAUGCUGCAGAACCAGCGUGUUCUCCAUCUGCUGACAUGGUCUGAGGACACCAACAGCCCUGAGGGGCACUUCUGGGUGAUGCCCUGCAGGAUCCCAGGUGCACAUGCAGAUGCAGAAGCAUUAUCUGAAGUUGAUUUUGAUGAAAUCAAAAAUCUAGAUGAAAAAUUGAAUUGUUACAUAAGGCUGAUCUAUCAAAUAGUCUUACUGGCCCUUUUUUAG